GCGGUAACUGUGGUGCUGCUGUUGGCUUGUCAACAUGGCCACGGCAGGAGCAGCUGGAGACGACCUGAGGAAAGAGCUAACAUGUGCAAUUUGUUUGGACUUCUUCAAAGACCCUGUCAUACUGAAGUGCGGUCAUAAUUUCUGUCGGUUUUGCAUUUGUAUGCACUGGGAUGAAAAUGGCGGAGACUACGGAUAUCAGUGCCCUCAAUGCCGAACGGUUUUCAACAAGAGGAGUUUCACUAAAAACUACCUGGUGCAGAACCUGGUCGCCAAACUGGACGAUCUUGAGUGUCUGGGGUCUUGUCCAGCACCCUCUAAACCCAUUAAAGUUGAUGGGAAGUGUGAACAACAUGGAGAAGAGCUUAAACUGUACUGCCAGACUGAUAAGAGGCCUAUUUGUGUAGUCUGCAGGGAAUCCAGAGCACACAGACACCAUGAGGUGGCACCAGUACCAGAAGUUGUGAAUGACAUGAAGAUGGAGUUGAAACUGAGGCUUAUGGAGCUCAACUGGCAGAAGUCUCAAUGUGUAAAAGUUAUAACGGCUGACGAGCGCACCAAAAGUGAAGUGAGGAUGAAGAAACAGAGACUCAAGGAGAAAAUUGAAGCAGAUGUUGGGGCUUUAGUCCAGUUCCUGCUAGAUGAAAGAGACUCCCUGCUUGACAGCCUGGAUGCUGAGGAAGUGGCUACCAUGGCUGUCAUAGACGACAACUUGAAGAUUGUGGAGACUGAGGUGGCAGUUGUGGACAAGGCCAUAACUGAUAUCCACAGCCACAUCAGUGGGAAAACUAGCUUUGAGAGCCUUGCUGAUACAUUCAACGAAGUCAUCCAUUGCAAGCCUUUCACAUCUCUGGAGACUGUUAAUUGUCAGACAGAAUUUACAGACUUCUCAGGGCCCUUCCAGCUCAUCAUGUGGAAGAAAAUGAUGCAUGUGCUGCAUACCAUGCCUCAGAACCUCACCUUAGACCCAGACACUGCUCACCUAAACCUGCUAAUCUCAGAUUUUGACACCAAAGUGGAGGAGGGUCGUUGUCGUAACCAGGAGCCAGACCUGCCGGCCCGCUUCACCCGCUUCUGUGGUGUCCUCGCUACAGCCCAGUACGCCAGUGGCCAGCACUACUGGGAGGUGGACGUUAAAGACAAAGGUGUGUGGUACUUGGGAGUCACCACCGAGUGCAGCAACAGGAAGGGCUUCGUCAGCCUCACUCCUUCUGCAGGAUACUGGAGCCUGUGUCUGCAGGACCGGCUGUAUGCCAACGGGGAGGAUGGGCGCAUCCCUGUCGCAGACUACUGGAACUCUCCUCGGGUUGGUGUUUACCUGGACUAUGACAAUGGUCGUCUUAGUUUCUAUGACGCCGUCACAAUGAAGAGACUCUACAUGUUUGACACCUGCUUUGAAGAGCCUGUCUACCCUUUCUUCAGCCCGGGGAAGAACGAUCCCGGCAGCAGGCUGCAGAUAUGCCACUAUUACUGAGAGAUGUGAGAAGUGUUUUAAAUAAUUCGAUUAUCGAAGAGUAAACUGCCUGUGUCCAGAUUUGCCAUUAGCAAAUUUUACCACUAAGACCAGGCAGGAGUGACAGGGGGAUACUGACCCUUGGAGCCAUGUACUGUACGCAUUUAAGCUGUUACUUGUUGGUCUUGUUAGUAAAUAAGAAUUACCAGGUGUCAUGCCAUACUGCGAUGGUAAUGAAGAGCUUAAUCUCUCUUACCUUUUUCUUGAGUUUAAGAUUGAGAAUUUGGUAUUUUUCAACAUAGACACAGACUGUAUGCGUAUUCCCGUGAUGACUAUGGCUGGGGUUUGGAGAGGUGCUUUGUUGUUUUAUAUCACGGUUUCUGCCGGGAUGCAGAUGCCUCAGAUGCUCUCGUUGGUUAGAGCUCAUAUCCUAUUAGCAACCACAGUGCCACAAGUACUGUACAUUAACUCCUAUUGGUUAAGUUCUGCCAGGCAGAGCCUGUGCUGUUGCCUUGCUGGGCAGAACCUGAAGGUUAUAUGCCAGUUAUCAUAUUGAUAGAAAUUCUUGAUUGUCGGUAACUAAAAAUUAAGAUUCCCUUUUUAUAAAUUACAAACUGAAAACUGCUCGUCAAUCAGAUUUAAACAGCUCGUCCUGUGAUUUCAGCUCUGUUAUUAGACUUACAGUAACUAAAGGCUGGGUUUUUUUGGUUUGUGGACACUAAUGUUACUGAUUCUUUUUCGUUCUGUACAUAGAAACUUUUUGGACUGUUGCAGAUUCCCCUGUAUAUUGCACAUUUCGCUGCUUAUUCUCUUUAACAGUUACACAAAGGCCCAUACUUGCCGUUUUUGCUUUGCUGGGGGAGUUUUUAAAAGUCUGAAGCACUUUUAUAAGCCUCCCUGAAAAUAAGCAGGUUUGAGGAAAAGGCAAAUGAUUUUAAGAAAUUGUUACAGCAGCUAUUCAGCCAUGUCCCUAGAUAUGUCGUCUCACAAUGGGGCGACGCUAUAGCCGUGAUUUACUUUUCAGACAUUCCAUCAACAUCGAUCAGGGUUCACAGCUCAGAGCGCGGUGGCCUUUAGUGUGAAGCUACAGGAUGAUGAAUGGAUGUUUUAUUACAGGUUACAUUUCAUUGUUUCCCUUUUACAAAGUACUCACAGUAUUACUUUUUAUUAUAUUUUAAAUAGUCCUGCUUUAUUAUUAAUUGCUGUCUAUUAACAUUUAUUGACAUUUUAAUGUCUGAAUUGAUUUUUUUUCUCCAUGAAUUUCAAUAUAAUAUUUUGAACGUAAAACUAAACUGUACAUUUUUGCCUUCAUCUUAAAUGAUUAUCUUUAUAGAUUUUUUUUUUUUUUUUUUUUUGCUUUUGUAGUCUGUCAAAGUGCAGUUACGGACCUGCAGGAGGGAGGUUCUCUUACACGGUUGUACAGUGACACUGUUUUUUUCUGAUCUUAUUUAGGAGCAUAGCAGAAACAUUUUUACAGCAUGAUUGGUGAUAUUAGAAAAUGUUGCCAGUUAGGAUUAAGACGCUCCUCAUUUGGUUUUCUAUCCAUGUUCAGACAUCUAAGGUGUUCAUGUGUUAGGACUACAGAACUCUGUGCUCUUAAACUUUGAGUGUUUGCUGAUGUUUUGUCCAAGAUGGUGUACCUCAUCUAAUGCUUUAUCAGUUUUUUGACUGUCUAAAUUAGCGUGACAUAAAAAAUAACAAUUUGGUA
Molecule: messenger RNA, 3158 nt
Organism: Scomber scombrus (Atlantic mackerel)
Lineage: Eukaryota; Metazoa; Chordata; Actinopteri; Scombriformes; Scombridae
Gene: trim47
Product: tripartite motif containing 47
Exons: 8
Coding region: 35-1471 (478 amino acids)
Molecular function (GO): protein binding; zinc ion binding
Source: RefSeq, a predicted model, not a curated record